AUUCUGUCUUCUCUUGUCUGUCUACGACGCAGAGCGAGAGAAUAGAGAGAGAGAGAGAGAGAGAGAGGUUCGACGAUGGAGGGAGCGCAGUACAAUCCGCGCACUGUGGAGGAAGUCUUCAAGGACUUCAAGGGCCGCCGCGCCGCCUUGAUCAAGGCCCUCACCACCGAUGUCGAAGAAUUUUAUCAGCAAUGUGAUCCAGGAAAAGAGAACCUUUGCUUGUAUGGCUUUCCAAGUGAACAAUGGGAAGUGAAUUUACCUGCUGAAGAAGUGCCCCCAGAGCUCCCAGAGCCGGUCCUAGGUAUAAACUUUGCAAGAGAUGGCAUGCAAGAAAAGGACUGGAUUUCUUUAGUGGCUGUCCACAGUGAUUCCUGGCUGAUUGCAGUUGCCUUCUAUUUUGGUGCUAGAUUUGGAUUUGAUAAGGCUGAUAGGAAGCGGCUCUCCAAUAUGAUACAUGACCUUCCAACAAUCUUUGAAGUGGUGACUGGUACUGCAAAGAAAGAAAGGGCAAGGUCGUCGGGAGCCAAUCACAGCGGUAGCAAAUCCAAGUCUGCUUACAAAGGGCGAGCAUCUGACUCUCGGGGAAAGUACACAAGAGAACUACCGGAGAAGGAAGAAGAUGAGGAGCUGGAUGAGGAAGAUGAGGAGGAGAAUGGGGAGACCCUUUGCGGAGCAUGUGGGGAGAACAGUGCUGCGGAUGAUUUCUGGAUCUGCUGCGACCUGUGCCUGAGGUGGUUCCAUGGCUCGUGUGUGAAGAUAACUCCAGCUAGGGCCGAGCAUAUUAAACAAUACAAAUGCCCAUCCUGCAAUAACAAGAGAGCUCGGACUGGAAAUUAGUCCACUGCCCAGGCGAUGCAGUGCGCUACCCUUGCUCUGCAAUCUCGCCUGCCCUGCUGCUGGAUUCUCGUCUGUCUUUUACUAGCACCACAUUGAACCUUUAUUAGGAUAUUUAAAUUAGACGUUGGGAGCUAUUUUUAUUUAAUUCACAUGUGACAUUUUCAUUUGGACUUUCGGUUAUACAGAUGUAGAUGCUGUGAGGCAAGAUGCUUCACGACGUUUGCGCUCCUUUUCCCAUUUGCUUGCUGGUAGUUCAUGGCUUAAGCCGAUGUCGGGAUCGUCCGUCAAUUUAUUUCCA
Molecule: messenger RNA, 1135 nt
Organism: Eucalyptus grandis
Lineage: Eukaryota; Viridiplantae; Streptophyta; Magnoliopsida; Myrtales; Myrtaceae
Product: PHD finger protein ALFIN-LIKE 3
Exons: 5
Coding region: 76-837 (253 amino acids)
Biological process (GO): regulation of DNA-templated transcription
Cellular component (GO): nucleus
Molecular function (GO): histone binding; transcription coregulator activity; transcription cis-regulatory region binding
Source: RefSeq, a predicted model, not a curated record